Molecule: messenger RNA, 219 nt
Organism: Vigna umbellata (rice bean)
Lineage: Eukaryota; Viridiplantae; Streptophyta; Magnoliopsida; Fabales; Fabaceae
Source: RefSeq, a predicted model, not a curated record
GGGGGUGGGGGGGGGGGGGGGGUGGGGGGGGGGGGUGGGGGGGGGGGGGUGUGGGGGGGGGGGGGGGGGGGGGGGGGAGGGGGGGGGGGGGGGGGGGGUGGGGGGGGGGGGGGGGGCAAGUGCUACAAUUGUGGUAAGAUAGGCCAUACUGCAAAGUAUUGCAAGACCGAGACAAAGGGGGAGACGAAUCUCCUUACUGAAGAUGUUGAAGAAGAGUGA